Molecule: messenger RNA, 630 nt
Organism: Microdochium trichocladiopsis
Lineage: Eukaryota; Fungi; Ascomycota; Sordariomycetes; Xylariales; Microdochiaceae
Product: ribosome biogenesis protein SLX9-domain-containing protein
Exons: 2
Coding region: 1-630 (209 amino acids)
Biological process (GO): maturation of SSU-rRNA from tricistronic rRNA transcript (SSU-rRNA, 5.8S rRNA, LSU-rRNA)
Cellular component (GO): nucleolus; preribosome, small subunit precursor; 90S preribosome
Source: RefSeq, a predicted model, not a curated record
AUGGCUCCCGUCGUCCCCUCUGCGAAACGGCGCACCCUGCGCGCAAAGCUCGCCGCAAAGUCGGGCUCCGGCGUGUAUGCCCCGCGCAAGACGCCCCGGCCCGACGCCGUCGAGACGAGCGACUCGUUCAUCAACAGCAAGAAGGACAAGCGGCUGGUCAAGCACUCGGCGUUCGUGUCGCGCAUCGAAAAGUCGGGCGUCCAGAAGAAGGCCCUCAAGCGGAGGAGGCCCGGCAAGAAGCUCGUCACGAACAUGGAAUCUCUGGCCGACGCGCUGCCUGACCUGCUCGCGGACGGCGAGACGGAGGAGGGCUUGCAGCAGCUCAGGGAAGGCAAGAUCCGGCACAAGAGUCUCAAGAGCCGCAAGGGCGCGCUCAAGCGCAAGGAGAAGAUCGUCAAGGGCGAGGUGGAGCGGUUCGGCGUCAACAUGGCCAGGCUGAAUGCCGUGCCUCAGCAGCCGACGUCGGGAGCGAUGGACGUCGAGGCUAGCGGUUCCAACCCGAGUAGUCAGGGCAAUGGUGGCGCUGCUGUGCCGGCAACAACAUCGAGCCGUUUCGCAGCCCUGAGAGGCUUCAUCUCUGCGACCAUGGAGCAGAACCCGCAGUUCUUGGAGAAGAAGCCAGCCAAGUGA